AAUACUAGUGUCAUUAUCAAGGGUACACAGCUCACUAAACCAUACUUUUCCCGUAUACAACAUGCAAUCUUAGUGAUAAUACAAACCUUAUAUCAUAAAUGCACAAAAAUAUCUAUUUGAUAUUUUAUUUACUGUGGGACAGGUUCAUGAUAUUCUCACACCAAGUUAAAAAUUUGAUAUAACAGACAUGUUUUGAAUUUGAAAGUUUUUUCCUGAAACAAUUGUUAACUUGAUCCCAACAAGCUAUUCUAUCAAUAUUUUACACCAUUGUGUGAUGUCACAUUCAAGAUUAUGCAAUCAAAUUACAUUAAUUUGAAAUCGUCAAGCAAUACAGUGUAUUGUAAUACAUAGCAAGAGACGAGUCAGUAAACUUUGUCAAUAUUUCUUGUCUCUGGUUAUGAGCUUGCUGAAGAAAUUUUGAGCACUUUUACUUUAUUUUGGCUAUAUUAUAGAACAACCACACUUCAGGAACAUAAUGGGAGUCCACAUGUACAAUUGUUUCAGGACUUUUCUUUGAAGUAGAUGAAAGUUCAUUGUUAUAAAUUACUUAACAUAACAUAGAUGGCAUUGCAAAAUAGGAUCAUUAACAUUAGUAUGUCAUAAGUAGGAAAUUGUUUACAUUAUAACUGAUAAAUAAAAACGUAGCUAGUUUAAAUAUAGGAACACUUUAAAGAGCAUUUUUUCAUUAAAGAAAAUAUCUUGACUGAUCAUUGUAGCAUAGAUUAUAGAUAGAUUUAUCAUUUCGUUACUUGGAAACGAGGCCAAAAUUCUCAGUUUUGUUUUGGGCAACUGUGCAUGUUUCUCUAAGUCAACAUUGUCAAUGGUAUUUUCAAUUUCAAAACAAUCUAUAAUAUUGGAUGAAAUUUUCUUUUAUUUUACAAAAAAAAAUUUUUAACUUAUGAAAAUUGUAUUCAACAUUACUAAUAAAAGAUAAUAACGGCAGUAGGAAGAAGAACAGUACGAGAUCUGAGCCUUCUUUUCUACGUGAAAUAAAAGAUCCCGUGUUGUUUUCAUAUUUUUAAAAAUUGUGACAAAACGUUCAAACAUGAUAUACAAUGCGAUCUUUUCUAUGAAUGCAGCUCCGAAAUUUAUAAACGUUUUUUUUUGAGGACAACCACGCAGGGGACGGGACUUUAAUUACCGUGAGAUGUUUUCUUGCUUUGAAAUAUUUAUCUGUUUGUCGGUUUAGUGACUCUCAUUGCAAGCACAUAACAAAUAUUGUAAAUUUCUUAAUUUAUGUUAUUGAAAUAAGUAUCAUGACACAAUUAUUUUUCUAGAAACAAAACAUCUUUAGGGGAUGGCAAUUCGUUCCCGUUCCGUUUCUCUAAUUUUAAUUUGGAGUACACGUUUAUGGUUUCGGAAGAAAUAACAAAUAAUACUCGCAACUUUUGCCACUCUAAGGUUUUUGAAUGCGUAACUAGUGUCGCGUCUUUAAAAUUGCGAGGGCAAAUUUUGACAUCUGCCUUGACCCUAUCAAACGUCGCACUUAAUUAAUUAUUUCGAAAGCUUGAAAUGCAUUAGUCAGUCAAGCACAUUAUAUUAAACAGUAUUUAUAGUGGAGAGCGACAUCAUGUCAGGCACUUGACAUUCAGCGAAUAACAGUUGACGUAGAGUAAGAGUGGGACUUGGAUUAAACUUUGAAGUACUGACGAAAGAAAUUAUGACCCAAUUUUUGACAACUAUGUUAUAUCAUGGAUUGUUAUUAAUGGUUGUACGUGAAUUCGUGUUGCCAAUUGCUUCGCAUCAAGUCAAUGAUGGCAAUUACAUCGUUCCCCGGACAACUAUAGAACUAUCAGGCAGCUCAAACGCAUCUGGUGGAGGACAUAAGAAAAUAUGUCAGACAAAUCUGGACUGUGAAAUGUACACAAACAACCAAUGUUGCUUGACUAUAUCAGGCUUCUCAAAAUGUCGUAAACGUUGCAAGCCGAAAAAUAAAUUAAGGAAAUUCCGUCCUGGGAAAGGAAGUAUGUUUCUUUACAUUGUAAAAUCUUUAAAAGUCUUGCAUACACUUUUUUUCUCGUUAUUGUGACUGCGAAACAUUUUGGGAUAAGAACAUUAAACAGACCUUUGCUUCACCAGUCUUGUUUCGCACCAAUGAUUAGUUAAAUUUUUGAUUUUGCAGAAAUGAGGAAAAACAAAUACAAAAACAGUCAUAAAAUAAAAAAAGUUUUUAGUGAUGUUGGCUGUGUUGUCAGCUCAGAUGAAGUUUACAAAGAAGGAGAACUACUCGAAGCAAAAGAUGGUUGUAACGAAUGCCAGUGUAUAAGUGGAGAGUUGAUUUGUACACAAAGAUCGUGCACACCUGGAAGGUGUUGGUAUAAAAACAAAUUGUAUGACGAAGGAUAUCAAUUAUCGCUUCAUUAUGGUUGUAAGAGAUGCAUUUGUAAACAUCAAAAUUGGAACUGUACUGUCUAUCCAUGUUCUAAGAGUACAGAAGAGCUCAAGAAGGCCCAGAACUCGACAGGAGCAGUAGUAACCACAAUGAUUGUAAUGACAAUGUUUGUUACCAUCACAUACAUCUUGGUGCCGUAACUGACGUGUUAUUUUAAUCAUUACUUGUACAUACAUGACUUGAUGAGACAAUGAAAAUGUCUAAAGAAAUUUUUUUAUCCUCUAAAUGUACAUUGGUUUAUCUGUUAUUGAGAGAUUGUAAAUUCUUGCCAAUAUGUUAGCAUCUUAAUUAACUUCUGAAAACAUAUUGAUGGAAGAGCGCAUGUUGUUUUUUUUUCGUUAAAGCUGGUCGUAUAACAACUCUCUUUAUAGAGUCUUGGUUCACCGACAUCAACAAUUUACUCAUUAAAAAUGUUGAUCAUCUUUUAGAUUUUAAAGAUUAUCUUAAGACUGGUGUAAUUUGCAAACAUUAACACCAUUUACCGCUUAAAACGAUUUCAAAAAACGAUUUGGUUGAUAUUGCUAUAGAAAAACAAAUACUUGAGAUGAAUAAAAAUUUUAUGAAAAAAUUCCUCACCUUUCUCAUUUAAAAGGUUUUUCGCAGCUCAUCUUUAAAGCACAAAAUGAUACUCGUUGCGGAGGGUGUUUAUGCUUGCGUUCAAAGCUUUAUCAUGCUUGUGCUACAGUCAAUAGUGAAAAUUUAAAAUCCAUCAUUGCAAGUCAGCGAAUGUGUAUUUCGUUCAUGAAAGCUUUACCUUGGCCAAGAGGUUUCUGACACCAAAGUUGACUUUCUCCUCCUUUUCGCGUGCUUUUCAUGUCAAAGAUACUUCUGCUUUUACUCAAGUUUGGUUUGUAUUUUUUUUCUCUGCAAGACUGCAACCGCUCACAGCUUGUGUUGAACUGUCAAUCAAGCUGUGAGUUGUGUUAAUGAAGAAUGUGAUUGGUUAAUUAUGUUAGCAGGUUAAUGAGAAUUUAUUGAUUAUUGCACGAUUCAAAGAUGUUUUUGAGAAAAACUGUCGAAGGAUAAUAAGGCAACAUUUUUUUGUUUUUUUCAUGACAAUAAAAUUCAGCGUAAAAUAAAAAGUAUUGAAAGUAAGUCAUGUUUUUUAUAGCUGUCCUGUUUUUUAGGCAAUCCGUUGGAAAUAUUUUUGCAGCUUAGACCGUGCGUGAAGGAUUGUGGGUAGUGUAGCUAAAAACUGAAAAAUGCCGUCGACUUUUAAAGAAAUGAGUGAGAAGAUACAGGUAACGGAAGGGUGUAGAAUGCCUGUGAGAAUGAACGAUUCUGAUGAAUGGCCGCUUGCUGAAAUCAUCAGUAUUCGUGAAAACGAUGGCAAGAAAGAAUAUUAUGUGCAUUUUAUUGACUUUAACAAGCGUUUGGAUACUUGGGUCAGUGAGAAAUCCCUGGAUAAGGAGAAAUUGCAGUUACCUAAGAAGGAAGAGAGUAGAUCAAAAAGUAAGAUUAGCAAAGGAUCUGCUGGUACAAAGCCUGAAUCGCCAGAGCGAGAAACCACUGCAACUAAGAAAGGCUUAAUCAAUCGCAAGAGAAAAGCUGCUGCUAUUUCUGUUUCAGAAGAGGUUGAUGAUGAUAAUUCAGGCAAUAGUGUUAAUGAAAAAAUGAGUAAUUUACGGACUGGUGGAAGCAUGGUUCAUGAUCGUAGUCAUGAUGAUGUUGUCACUCGAAUGAAGAAUAUUAAGAUGAUUCAAUUGGGUAAACAUCUCAUACAACCAUGGUACUUUUCACCAUAUCCCGAGGAACUAACUAGAGUUCCAGUUGUUUAUCUUUGUGAGUUUUGUCUAAAGUUUACCAAGAGUAUGCACUGCUUGAAACGACAUUGGAGUAAAUGUACAUUACGUCAUCCACCGGGCAAUGAAAUCUAUCGGAAGCAAAAUAUAUCAUUCUUUGAAAUUGAUGGCAGGAAAAAUAAGUUUUAUGCUCAGAAUCUCUGCCUUCUUGCAAAAUUAUUUUUGGAUCACAAAACUUUGUUUUAUGAUACCGAUCCCUUUCUAUUUUACGUCAUGACGCAAUAUGAUAGCAAAGGCUUUCAUAUUGUCGGCUAUUUUUCUAAGGAAAAGGAAUCAACCGAAGACUAUAAUGUUGCUUGUAUACUUACUUUACCACAAUACCAAAGAAAAGGUUAUGGAAAAUUGUUGAUAGAAUUCAGUUACGAGUUAUCAAAGUUUGAAGGGAAAACAGGAACACCAGAGAAACCACUCUCUGAUCUCGGUUUACUUUCGUAUCGAAGCUAUUGGUCUCAAACUAUCUUGGAGAUUCUAAUAAACCUUCAAUCUGACGAAGGCAAUCAACCGAGCAUUACGAUAAACGAUAUUUGUGAACGUACAAGUAUUCGUAAAGAGGAUGUUGUUUCUACUCUACAACACCUUGGCUUAAUUCAAUACUACAAAGGACAGUACAUCCUUACAUUUACAAAAGAAGUUGUCGAAGGUCACAAACGUGCGAUGGCAAAACGCAAGACUCGCAUUGAUGCCAAAAAUUUACAUUGGACACCAAAAGAUUGGGCAAAAAGGGGCAAAUGGUAAAUCUCUACUUUGAUGUACUAGCAUGACUUUAUUAUUACUUGCUGGCAAAUCAAUAAUGCCCAAGCGCGUUUGCCAGGAUUUUGGCAAAGAUUUUGUUCUGCAGUAAUGCAGUUGUUCAAUAGUGGAUAUUUUGAUGCUUAAAGAGCAUUAAAAAUGCAACUUGAACCAACAGUUUUUCAUGAAGUGAAGAAACAACAGUAAGUUUAUUGUAAGUUCUUUGUUUGCUAAAAUAUUAUUCAAACAUCUAUACCUGAUUGGUUACUUAAAGAUUGUGAAACACAUGUUAAGGAUUUUGUGUGAAAUCAAAAGCAUAAUUUACUUAAAAAUAAAUAAAUGUAUGAUUAAUGUACAGUCAUAUCAAUGUAUAUAUUAGUAAAUAAGUAUUUUUUAAUGUACACAUUUCAUUGUAUUCUGUGGCUUAGCACAACCUUAAUCUUGCAACAACUGUAAAAAGUUAGUGGCCCAAUGUAAAUAAAAUAUCCCCUCCCUCCA
Messenger RNA from Xenia sp. Carnegie-2017, 5421 nucleotides. RefSeq names its product histone acetyltransferase KAT5-like. The coding region runs from base 3595 to 4929 and encodes 444 amino acids. Lineage: Eukaryota; Metazoa; Cnidaria; Anthozoa; Malacalcyonacea; Xeniidae. Gene Ontology annotation, biological process: regulation of DNA-templated transcription. Gene Ontology annotation, molecular function: histone acetyltransferase activity. The transcript is spliced from 16 exons. The record is from RefSeq and is a predicted model, not a curated record.